CAGUGGUCGAAGGUUACGAGUCGAUUCGUGUUUGAGACUGCAUGCGACUUUGGAGAAACGACAGUAAAGGGUUUGUGGGUAGUCUCUAGCUGGAAUGGAUUGGGAGCUGGAAAACAGGAGACAAGUCAGAAGUCAGGGACGAGAAGAGACUAACAUAAUUGGUACCGUUAUAAUUUAGUGAACUGCCUCUUUUCCAAAGAGGAACCCAAAGGAAGACUGGUCACCUCUUGCAGAUCUCAAAACCAUGGCUCAGUCAUCAGUGUCAUUCAAAGAUGUGACUGUGGACUUCACUCGGGAGGAGUGGCAGCACCUGGAUCCUGCUCAGAAGACUCUCUACAUGGAUGUGAUGUUGGAAAACUAUUGCCAUCUCAUCUCUGUGGGGUGUCACAUGACCAAACCUGAUGUGAUCCUCAAGUUGGAACGAGGAGAAGAGCCAUGGACAUCAUUUACAGGUCAUGCCUGCUUAGAAGAAAAUUGGAAAGAGGAAGACUUUUUAGUGAAAUUCAAGGAACACCAAGAUAAGUUUUCUAGAUCAGUUGUAUUCAUCAACCACAAAAAACUGAUUAAGGAAAACAGUAAUGCGUAUGAAAAGACAUUUACUUUAAGCAAAAACCCUAUUAAUUCAAAAAAUCUACCUCCUCAAUAUGACACUCAUGGAAAGAUUUUGAAAAAUGUUUCAGAAUUAAUCAUCAGUAAUCUAAGUCCUGCAAGAAAAAGACUUAGUGAGUAUAAUGGAUAUGGGAAAUCACUCCUCAGUGCUAAAGUGGAGACAGCUCAACCUGGAGUCAAAUCCCAUAAUCAACGUGGCAGGGCUGUCAGUCAUAAUGAAGUACUUAUGCAAUAUCAUAAGGUAGAAACUCCAGCACAGUCAUUUGGAUAUAAUGACUGUGAGAAAGCCUUCCUUAAAAAGGGAGGCUUAAUUACACAUAAUAGAGCUCACAGAAGGGAAAACCCAUCUGAGUAUAAUAAAAGGAGAAGAGCAACCAAUAUUGAAAAAAAACAUACAUGCACUGAAUGUGGGAAGUCCUUCUGCAGAAAAUCAGUAUUGAUUCUGCAUCAGGGAAUUCACACAGAGGAAAAACCCUAUCAGUGUCAUCAAUGUGGAAAUUCAUUUAGAAGGAAGUCCUAUCUCAUUGAUCAUCAGAGAACUCACACAGGAGAGAAACCCUUUGUUUGUAAUGAAUGUGGAAAGUCCUUCCGCCUAAAGACAGCCCUCACUGAUCAUCAGAGAACACAUACAGGGGAGAAAUCAUAUGAAUGUCCACAGUGUAGGAAUGCCUUCAGAUUGAAGUCACACCUCAUUCGUCAUCAGAGAACUCAUACAGGAGAGAAACCGUAUGAGUGUAAUGACUGUGGGAAGUCCUUCCGCCAGAAGACAACACUCUCUUUACAUCAGAGAAUUCAUACAGGAGAGAAACCCUAUAUUUGUAAAGAAUGUGGGAAGUCCUUUCAUCAGAAGGCAAACCUUACUGUACAUCAGAGAACUCAUACAGGGGAAAAGCCCUAUAUUUGUAAUGAAUGUGGAAAAUCUUUCUCCCAGAAGACAACCCUUGCUCUUCAUGAGAAGACUCAUAAUGAGGAGAAACCCUAUAUUUGUAAUGAAUGUGGGAAGUCCUUCCGCCAGAAGACAACCCUUGUGGCACAUCAGAGAACACAUACAGGGGAAAAAUCCUAUGAAUGUCCUCACUGUGGGAAGGCCUUUAGGAUGAAGUCAUACCUCAUUGAUCAUCACAGAACUCACACAGGAGAGAAACCAUAUGAAUGUAAUGAAUGUGGGAAAUCCUUCAGUCAGAAGACAAAUCUGAAUCUACAUCAGAGAAUUCAUACAGGGGAGAAACCCUAUAUCUGUAAUGAAUGUGGGAAGUCUUUUCGCCAGAAAGCAACUCUAACUGUACAUCAGAAAAUACAUACAGGACAGAAAUCUUAUGAAUGCCCUCAGUGUGGGAAAGCCUUUAGCAGGAAGUCAUAUCUCAUUCAUCAUCAAAGAACUCAUACAGGAGAGAAACCAUAUAAAUGUAAUGAAUGUGGGAAGUGCUUCCGCCAGAAGACAAAUCUCAUCGUACAUCAGAGAACUCACACAGGGGAGAAACCCUAUAUUUGUAAUGAGUGUGAUAAGUCCUUCAGUUAUAAGAGAAACCUCAUUGUCCAUCAGAGAACUCACAAGGGAGAGAAACCCUUUGAAUGUAAUGAAUGUGGAAAAGACCUCAGAAAAUACCUCACCAAGCAUCACACUGCUCACUCUGGAGAGAAAUCCUACAAAUGUAAGGAAUGUGGAAAAUCCUUCGAUCAGAUAGAAAAUCUCAUUACCCAUCAGAAAAUUCAUAUUAGUGAGAAACCAUUUGGAUGUAAUUACUGUGAGAAUGCUUUUAUUCAGAAGUCAAGCCUCAUUGAACACCAGAAAAUGCAUACUGGAGAAAAAUCCUAUACAUGUAAAGAAUGUGGGAAAACCUUCAGCAGGAAAUCAAUUCUCACAAAGCAUGAGAAAAUUCAUAUUGGAGAAAAACCUUUUAAAUGUAAUGAAUGUGGAACAGCUGUAGAGAAGCAAUAUCUCAUUAAACAUCACAACAUUCAUACAGGAGAGAAACCCUUUGAGUGUAAUAAAUGUGGAAAAUCCUUCUCUCAAAUUAUAUCACUUUUUGUACAGGUGAGAAUUCACACAGGUGUUAAGUCUUAUGAUUAUGAGGUAUGUGGGAAAGCCUUCUCACAAAGCUCAUCUCUUACUGUACAUACGAGAAGUCAUACAGAUGAGAAACCCUAUGGAUGUAAUCAGUGCGGGAAAGCUUUCUGUUAAUUCUCAGCUCUUGCUUUACAUGUGAGAACACAUACAGGUGAGAAGCCUUAUCAGUGUAGAGAUUGUGGGAAAGCAUUCAGCCAGAAGUCACACCACGUUAGGCAUCAGAAAAUUCAUACUGGUGAAAAACUGAUUGAAUGUAAUGAAUGUGGAAAAGCAUUUAGCCGUGGCUCACACCUUAUUCAGCAUCAGAAAACUCACACUGGUGAAAAACCUUUUGAAUGUAAGGAAUGUGGGAAGGCCUUUAGUCGUGCCUCACACCUUGUUCAACAUCAGAGAAUUCAUACAGGUGAGAAACCUUAUGACUGUAAGGAAUGUGGGAAGGCUUUUGGCCGUACUUCAGAACUUAUUCUACAUCAAAGACUUCAUACUGGUGUCAAACCCUAUGAAUGUAAAGAAUGUGGAAAGACCUUUAGACAGCAUUCACAACUUAUUCUGCAUCAAAGAACUCACACAGGUGAGAAACCCUAUGUAUGUAAAGACUGUGGGAAGGCUUUUAUUCGUGGCUCACAACUUACUGUUCAUCGGAGAAUUCAUACAGGUGCUAGACCUUAUCAAUGUAAAGAAUGUGGGAAAGCCUUUAGACAGCAUUCACAGCUUACUGUCCACCAGAGGAUUCAUACUGGUGAGAAACCCUAUGAGUGUAAGGAAUGUGGGAAGGGCUUUAUUCAUAGCUCAGAAGUUACUCGACAUCAAAGAAUUCAUUCUGGGGAGAAACCCUACGAAUGUAAGGAAUGUGGGAAGGCCUUUAGACAACACGCACAGCUUACACGACAUCAGAGAGUUCACACUGGUGACAGACCUUAUGAAUGUAAGGACUGUGGGAAGGCGUUUAGUCGUAGUUCAUACCUUAUUCAACAUCAGAGAAUUCAUACAGGUGACAAACCCUAUGAAUGUAAGGAAUGUGGGAAAGCCUUUAUUCGUGUUUCACAACUGACCCAUCAUCAGCGAAUUCAUACUUGUGAGAAACCCUAUCAAUGUAGGGAAUGUGGAAUGGCCUUUAUUCGUAGUUCACAACUUACUGAACAUCAGAGAAUUCAUCCUGGGAUCAAACCUUAUGAAUGUAGAGAAUGUGGGCAGGCCUUUAUUCUUGGCUCACAGCUCAUCGAACACUACAGAAUCCAUACUGGUUAGAAAGCCUUGAAUGUUAGGGGUGUAGGAGCCUUUACAUGGAGUUCACACCUGACUCAGUAUUAGAUAAUGUAUAUGUAAUGUGAUUAAUGUGAAAACCUUCACUUAUCACUUCCAUUACGGAACAUCGGAUAACUCAUAGCAGAAGAAAAUCCAAUAAAUGUGGGAAUUCUUUUUGCCUCACACUCACUGCUUACCAAGCAUCAGAAAACAUAGGCUGAAAUAAAUAUUAAUAUGAAUA
Neomonachus schauinslandi (Hawaiian monk seal) is the source of this 4163-nucleotide messenger RNA. RefSeq names its product zinc finger protein 567. Gene Ontology annotation, biological process: regulation of DNA-templated transcription. Lineage: Eukaryota; Metazoa; Chordata; Mammalia; Carnivora; Phocidae. The record is from RefSeq and is a predicted model, not a curated record.